Mus pahari (shrew mouse) is the source of this 2599-nucleotide messenger RNA. It is a transcript of the gene Tmem182, whose product is annotated as transmembrane protein 182. The transcript has 5 exons. NCBI's taxonomy places the organism in Eukaryota, Metazoa, Chordata, Mammalia, Rodentia, Muridae. Bases 173 to 862 code for a protein of 229 amino acids. The record is from RefSeq and is a predicted model, not a curated record. Gene Ontology annotation, cellular component: membrane.
CAGGGAGAGCAAAGGGACGGGGUGGAAGGGAGAAGCCACCACAGCUCCAGCGAGGACCUGCUCCCCAGACCUAGCCGAGCGGAGAGUGGCUUGCUUUCUUCACUGUUGUUAUUGAGCAGUUGACUCUUACAGCUUGCUCCUUCAUUUGGAAGGCAACCAGUCGAUUGGAAAAAUGAGACUAAAUGUUGCCGUUUUCUUUGGGGCUCUCUUCGGAGCUUUGGGGGUUUUGUUGUUUUUGGUAGCCUUUGGAUCAGAUUAUUGGCUUCUCGCGACUGAAGUGGGCAGGUGUUCAGGUGAACAGAAUAUAGAGAACAUCACUUUUCACCAUGAAGGCUUUUUCUGGAGGUGCUGGUUCAGUGGCGUUGUGGAGGAGAACAACUCCAACAUCUGGAAGUUCUGGUACACCAAUCAGCCACCAUCCAAGAACUGCACACACGCUUACCUGUCCCCGUACCCCUUCCUGAGGGGAGAGCACAACUCCACCUCCUACGACUCCGCGAUUAUUUACCGUGGCUUCUGGGCAGUCCUGCUGCUCCUGGGGGUAGUGGCCGCCUUGACUGCAAGCUUUCUGAUCAUCUGUGCAGCCCCCUUUUCCAGUCACUUCCUUUAUAAAGCUGGAGGAGGCUCCUACAUUGCCUCAGGUGUUCUGUUUUCCCUGGUGGUGAUACUGUAUGUCAUCUGGAUCCAGGCAGUGGCUGACAUGGAGAGCUACAGAGCCUUGAAGAUGAGAGACUGCUGGGAGUUCACCCCUUCCAUCCUGUACGGCUGGUCGUUUUUUCUGGCCCCCGCUGGUGUAUUCUUCUCUCUGCUCGCUGGGCUGCUCUUCCUAGUUGUUGGACGGCAUAUCCAGAUACAUCACUAACUUUUGCCUCUAGAGUUUUCAGGAGAGAUUUCGAAGCACCACACUCCCCUGUCCGUUUUGUGUUCUCGAUGGUAUCGGCAUAAAAUUAGUGGAUGUACAUUGGAGUUGUUGUUUCUUAAUGAGUCAUUUUAAUUGUGAUUUCUCCUCACAAAGGAGAUCCUUUGACUUCUCAAGAACCCAAUGCUGUCUGGGCUGUCAAUGAACUAGUUCUCCGGGGAGCAGGUAGUGGAUCUAUCCUACAGUUUGAAGUAAACACAGGGUGCUUAUGUGAUCACCCACAGCAAAGCAAGCCUAGGUUGAUUGUCUCCUUGACAUUCACUUUUGCUACUUUUUAAAGCAGGGAGAAUAAUUAAUGGAAAACAAAUGCCUGACAACUGGCUUUGUUUCUUCUCCACCUACAUGCCCACACACAGCCAGACACUCACCCCCUGACUUCUGUGAGCCAAUGAUUCACUAAUUUAAAAAUAGAUAGCAGUUGUUCUUGUUAUCGGAGCUCUGAACUCCCGAGUUCAAAAGGACCAUGACAAUAAUACCAAAUGUGGUUACUCUGAUUUAUUACCAACUGCAUCAUCUGAGAUUUUUCUUGGUGAUGUAUGCUUACAGAAACCUAACACUGUUGGAAAUCAGGAAAUCCACACAGCAAAUUGUGCAUAUAAUGCAGAUUAGAACUGUGUGAAGUUAAAGGGGGGAACCCCUGAAUUAUAAUAAGGUUUAAAAUUUGUAAAAGCCAACAGCCUCAGCUUAGCACAUAAUUCCAUUUGAUAUUUUAAAAUUCCCAUUUAAAACUUAAAUUGCUAAGAUGUUCGGCACAUUUAAAUUUAUUGAGAGAGUGUGCUUUUAAUAUUGUUGGGCUCUAACGUUUCCAGAUACUUCCAUGUGAGGAUUAUAAUAGCCUUGCUUUAUGAAGACCAUGGCAUAUUAACUCCCACCCGACACGUCUUACAGGAUCUAGUUCUUCUGGUCAUUUGAUUGCAUAUUAUCCCUCAAUUUCAUCCUCUUUGGCGUACAUACCAGAAAGCUGACAGACCCACAAUCUCCUCUAACCUCCUGCAAGAAAAAGUUUUGUGGGGAAAUAUAAUUCUUUAUUAUUCACUAGCUCAGGCAUUUUGCAUAUCAAAGAGGAUCAUUUGCCAGGACUGGUGACUGAAAUCAAGGCCAUAUCCAAAAGGCUUCCCUCUACUGGUACAGUUGUAGCAAGAAGGAAAGACAGCACUGAGGCAGGGGGAUGACCACCUGGAAGGUGCUCUGGGAAGGCCGGGUUAGCUCUUCUAAUAGGUAUAGUGAUGAUGCUGCCUCAGCCCUCCCUACAGCCUGCUUUAUACACAGAGGGAGACUUGGAAAGGUAGUGGGAGCCUGAGCUACCUACUAAACCAUAAGGAUGUUUUAGUGACCAGGCUUGCCUGAAAUAGUAACAGCUGUUUGUUACACUCCAGGGUUUAGCUCAACUCACAAUCACAAACCAUUUCAAGGACAGUGGUAUAGCUUGGUGUUACUUUCACAAUGUCAUCUUCUGUUUCCUUUUGAUAUUGGCUCAUUUGCUUUGGGGCUUUUUUUUUUUGACUUGAUUCUGUUAUGCAUAUAGCCUGUGAUAUUAAGCCAUGGCAUGCCAUUAUGUUUUCCAGACAACGCUUAGAUGUAUCUGGUUAGUUUGUGUCUUCUGAACGUGCAAUUCUUUAUUUGUAGAACUUUGGGAUGGAACCCUUUUCAGGACUGUGUGCCAUUUAAAUUUCUCAUGCA